This is a messenger RNA of Colletotrichum truncatum, 402 nucleotides long. Its product is annotated as 15-hydroxyprostaglandin dehydrogenase (nad(+)). NCBI's taxonomy places the organism in Eukaryota, Fungi, Ascomycota, Sordariomycetes, Glomerellales, Glomerellaceae. The record is from RefSeq and is a predicted model, not a curated record.
AUGCUGUCAGACAGUCUACGUGGAAAAGUCGCGAUUGUUACCGGUGCCGCAUCUGGUAUUGGUGCAGCUCUCGCAGAGCAUCUCGUUUCGAAAGGAUGGUGUGUGGCACUUUGUGACGUACAAGACGAUAAAGGUCGAGAACUAGCGACCUCGCUUGGCCACUCCGCGGCUUACUAUCAUUGCGAUAUUGCCUCUUACGAUUCUCAAUCAGCCGUGUUUUCCAGCAUAUGGCAAAAGUAUGGCCGCAUCGACGCCCUCAUAGCCAACGCUGCCUUCUCAGACCGCAACGCCCUGUUCCAGCUUCGACUUCGUGCGAAUGGGCUUCCUUCCAUUGAGGACAUUCCUCCUAGCCCGGACACAACUUGUGGGUGGCAGGCCUCGCCGGCCCGUCACGUGGGCUGA